UAACCUCUGCAUUUCUAGGUGCUGGAUGCAGACCGAGCUGUGCUGCAGAAGAUGAAGAAAGCUGCCAAAGCAGUGCACGGCUGUGGACAAGACCUCAUCAGCCACCUCGCAGCCCACAUCGCUGCCCAGGAGUUGUUCUCAGCCAACUACCAGCUGGAGGGAGAGGAGCAGCUGGCCAACGCCUUCAGCACCUUCGCAACCUUCUCCCAGGAGCUGCUGAUUGCUGUCAGGAGCCUGCUGCAGAGUUUGGACCACAACAUUAACUUUUCCCUGGAGUCCUUAAUAAAGGGAGACAUGAAAGAGCUCAAAGGGGAGUUCAAGAAGCCCCUUGAGAAGGCCUACAAAGACUAUGAGAGCAAACUCACAAAGAUAGAGAAGGAGAAGCGUGAACUGGCAAAGCAGCAUGGCAUGGUGCGGGGCGAGGUGAGCGGUGGGGAGAUCGCCGAGGAGAUGGAGAAGGAGCGCAGGACCUUCCAGUUAAACAUGUGUGAGUAUCUCAUCAAAGUGAAUGAGAUCAAAACCAAGAAAGGGAUCGAUCUCCUGCAGAACCACAUCAAGCACUGCAACUCACAGUUCAAUUUUUUCCAGGAAUGUUUAAACGCAACAGCAAAACUUAAGAAGUUUACAGAGGAGCUCAUCCCAGAGCUGCAGAGUCUGAAGGUCAGGCAAGACGAGGAGAAGAAGCAGCUGUGUGCCCUUCGGGAUCGGCUGAAGGCAGCAUUGCAGCUGGAGCAGAGGGAGCUUCUGCCAUCCCCCUCCUUGCAGGACACAGGGAGCAAGCAGGCAGGGUACAACAUGCACCAGCUGCAAGGGAACAAGCAGUACGGCACUGAGAAGACAGGGACCCUCUUUAAGAAGAGUGAUGGGUUAAGAAAAGUCUGGCAGAAGAGGAAAUGCAGUGUCAGCAAUGGCUACCUGACCAUCUCUCACAGCAUGCCCAACCGCCCACCAGCCAAGCUGAACCUACUGACCUGCCAGGUGAAGCCAAACAUGGAUGACAAGAAAUGCUUCGAUCUGGUUUCACACAACCGCACGUACCGCUUCCUGGCAGAGGACGAGCAGGACUGUUUUGUAUGGAUGUCUGUCCUCAGCAACAGCAAGGAGGAGGCACUGAAUGUGGCCUUCAGCAACGUGCAGGGUGGAGGAGAGAGCAGCAGGGAGGAGCUGACCCGGGCCAUUGUUGAGGAGGUCAGAAACAUGCCUGGGAACAGGGACUGCUGUGACUGCUCGGCCCCAGAUCCCACCUGGCUCUCCAUUAACUUUGGCAUCCUGAUCUGCAUUGAGUGCUCUGGGAUUCACAGAGAGAUGGGUGUACACAUCUCCCGCAUCCAGUCACUGUCUUUGGACAAGCUGGCAACCUCCGAAUUGCUGCUGGCAAGGAACAUUGGCAACGCUGGCUUCAAUGACAUCAUGGAAGCAAGCCUUCCCAGCUUCUCCCUGAAGCCCGUGGCACACAGUGACAUGGCCUUGAGGAAAGAAUUCAUCAUUUCCAAGUAUGUUGAGAAGAAAUAUGCCAAGAGGAGCCCUGCUGCUCAGUGCCCAAGCCUCCCAGAAGCUGUCAAGAGCAAGGACAUAUUUUCUUUGCUCCAAGCUUAUGCUGAGAAUGUGGAUUUAAGCAAGCCUGUGCAGGCACACCUGCAGGAACCUGGGGAGACCAUCCUUCACCUGGCAGUGCUGCUGUCUGAUCAAACCUCUUUGCAUAUUGUUGAUUUUCUUGUCCAGAACAGCAGGAGCCUGGAAAAGCAGACAACAGUGGGAAACACGCCGCUUCACUACUGCUGCUUUCACAACAAACCUGAGUGUCUCAAACUGCUGCUGAAGGCCAAAGCCAGUAUCACCAUCACUAACCAAGCAGGAGAGACAGCCCUGGACAUUGCCAAGAGGACAAGACAUCACCAGUGCGAAGAGCUGCUGCUGCAGGCCCAGAACAACCAAUUCAACCCGCAUGUCCACGUGGAGUAUGAGUGGUGGCUGGGCCAGGAUGACAUGUAUGAGAGUGACGACGAGCUGGAUGAGAAGCUGGGUUUUAUGAAGAGGGGAUCUGCCUGUCCACAGAGCUGCUGCCAGCCCCCUGCCACUGCCACCAGACCAGAAGCAGCAGGGGCAGUGCCCCAAGGGAGGCGGCCAGACACCUAUGCCCUGCCAUACACCCACCUCCGGAGCCUGGACGUGCCACCAGCCCCCUCCUACCCACCUCCCUUCCCUCCCCAUCGGGCAAAGUCAGCUCCUGAAAGGACACGUCCACUCCUGACCAGCACAUCUGUCUUUGCUGAGGACACAAGAACCAGGAGGAGCCCAUCCCUACCUCUGAGCAUCAAGCACAAGCGCACGUCCUCAGAUCCAGCUCCUUGGGUACCACUUAGCCCAGAGAAACCCAUCCUUGGCCUGGCUUCAGGUGCUCUGAUGGCCAUGGACUGCCUCUAUGCAUCUGUCUCCAGAAAAGCAGGACAACCUGGCCCACAUCAAUCCCUCCAGGAAUCAGAUCCAAGUUCUGGACAUGCCUCGGAUGUCCCACCUCCUCUUCCUCGGAGGGACAGCUUGAACAGGCUGCUGUUCCGCAGGGUCCGCGCUCUCUACGACUGCAGUGCUGACCGGGAAGAUGAGCUGACUUUCCGCGCAGGCGAGAUCAUCGUGGUGUCUGAAAAGGAGGACGACAACUGGUGGAAAGGCUGGAUUGAAGGGCAGCCCCACAGGCAAGGCGCCUUCCCUGCUUCCUUCGUUCACAUGCUCAACGAAUAGGAGCCGCUUCAAUUUGGGGAGGAAGAUCUCAUCAACUACUUGGAAUGUGAACCCCCCAAGCUCCCAUCUGUGUCGCUACUCCCAGCAUUGCCUCUCCUCCCCUGGGCCAGCAGUGCUGAGGCCCCAGAGCCCCACAUGCUGCAUGCUGAGCAGCCCUUGGGGCUCGGGUUCAGGGGUGAUGCCUGCUGGCUACCAGCAGAUGCACAACAGGCAAAAGAAGAGAAUGGAGCAAACUUCACCCUCCUUCGCUGUGCUCCGCCCUGAGUGUGCUGCCUGUCCUGAGUGCUCAGUGCUGAUGGUGCUGCGAUGUGCCGCUGCCUUGCAGCACUGUGUGGCUGUCAGUGGAGCUGUGCUGGUGUGCAGAGCCUUGGGACGUGGGCUUCUGCUGAGGACAGAGCACUGUGUGAGCCUGGACAGGCAAACACCUGGUGAAGCCAGCAGUGCUGAGUGCUUGUGCCAUCCCAGCUGCCUGCACCAGGUUUCACUGCUGGAGCUCUGGAAAACCUGCUCUAUGGCAGCUCAGAGCAUGGCUCCAGCAGCACCUGGCUCUAGGAGCAAUGCAGAGGUCCUCUGAGCCCAUUGCCAAUAAAUCCCAGUAUUUCAGUGCCCUCUGUUGUGCAGGGCUGUUCUGCUUUGGGUUUCCAUUUCCUUUCGCCAUUGAUGUUCUCCCUUCAGCAUCCAACCUUCUCAUGGGCACCAGAGUCGAGCAACUGACUUCCACUCAUGGUUCAGCUUACACAGCUUUUCUCCAUGUCCUGGCACAUCUCUCAGUCUUCAUCUCUCCUUCCUGAGCCAAAAUCCCGUCCCGGUGUCAUAAGGAAACCAGGUGCUGGAUGCACCAGGCUGUAGAAAGUGGAGGUUGAACCAUCCCAGCACAACUUGCAGGGUCAGGAGGGCAAGGCUGUGCCAGGCAGUUCCUCCCACCCUCAGUGUUAUCAGUCAAGUAGGAACUAACCUUUGUACAAGCCUUCUGUGCAUAUCCUUAGAUACAGCAAAUGUGUGCUUUUCCCUGGGUCAGGGUGACCAUCCUUGAAACUGUUAAGGAACUCCCAGUCACUCUGUGAUGACUAAACCUGCCUUUGAAGACCGGAGCACCUUGAGGAAAGGUAGUUAAUAUCUAGCUAGCCUGCAGGAAGAGAGAUUAGCCCUAUCUUUAACUGCCCAGUUGUAGGCUGGGGGCUGUAUGAGGGUAGUGGUCAAGUGAUAAAAAUAUGCAUUAAAAAGUGUCAUGAAAUGUUGGAAUGUGCUAGCUUUGUGGGAGACCAGCCAGCACCCAGACUUCUGCAACCUUGUAAUAAAUCCAUAUCUCUGUGAGUGAGAUCGGCUCACUGCGUGGCACUGAGGAAUCCACCUUUUGUAGAACAGUUCUCUGGUGACCCAGUGGGACAGCCUUGCCCAGAUCCACUUGCUGCAACUGGUGAGGAGUGGGGGACCGGUCAGACUCCAGUGCACACCACUGGUCUUUUGGCUGAGGACUCCAUUGGGUUCUCAUGUCUGCUUGGGUGGUGACGCUAAGCAUAAUGCUUCAGAGAUGCUUGAGAUAUUGACUUGAUGGUGUCAGGGGAGAAUAAGAGGCUUUAAUUUGUUGAUUUUGAUUGUUUCGGUUGAUGACCAGCCAGCAUUUGGUGUUUGGUCGUACAUGUGGGUGCCUAAGAGAAGAGUGUAUUGGGAAAAAUCCUUUGUUGGAAGUAUGGGGGCCGUUCCUCCUCUGAGAUUCUCCCUCGAUCGCCUCUGGGAUGCAUCCUAAAACACUGGGAUAUGUUUGGUGGGUAUCCGCUGACUAUGAAAAACUGAAACAUUAUUGUAUGUUUAAAUUGGAGGAUGGGAGAAAAGUAGCCGGAAAUGGGAAUUUUGAAUU
This is a messenger RNA of Numida meleagris (helmeted guineafowl), 4597 nucleotides long. Its product is annotated as arf-GAP with SH3 domain, ANK repeat and PH domain-containing protein 1-like. The transcript has 25 exons. Gene Ontology annotation, molecular function: GTPase activator activity; protein binding. Gene Ontology annotation, cellular component: cytoplasm. The coding region runs from base 52 to 2739 and encodes 895 amino acids. The record is from RefSeq and is a predicted model, not a curated record. NCBI's taxonomy places the organism in Eukaryota, Metazoa, Chordata, Aves, Galliformes, Numididae. Gene Ontology annotation, biological process: positive regulation of GTPase activity.